Impatiens glandulifera is the source of this 1053-nucleotide messenger RNA. Its product is annotated as chloroplastic group IIB intron splicing facilitator CRS2-B, chloroplastic-like. Bases 177 to 917 code for a protein of 246 amino acids. The record is from RefSeq and is a predicted model, not a curated record. Gene Ontology annotation, molecular function: peptidyl-tRNA hydrolase activity. Lineage: Eukaryota; Viridiplantae; Streptophyta; Magnoliopsida; Ericales; Balsaminaceae. The transcript is spliced from 8 exons.
ACAAGUCUUAUGGGGUUUAUCCUUUCUUCAAUGGACACAGAAAAAUCCCUCUUUCUUCUCUCCCUCUCUUUCUAAUUUCUACUGAACUUAUAACACCAAUUUUGAAUCUUCUCAUCGGUUUGUUGAAUCAAUUCAUUUAUCUUGCUUUGCUUGAUGCUGGAUUCACUAACGGGUCAAUGUUGUUUGCUUUAUCUCCCCUCAAGUCCUGCACACCUUCUUACCCACUUAAUAAUCACUAUUACCCUUCUCGAAAACGUUCAACUCCAACCAGUCUUCACGUCUCCGCUUCGUUGGUAGAGCCGAAUGGAAUCAAGGUGGAAUAUACCCCAUGGCUGAUUGUUGGUCUGGGGAACCCUGGAAGCAAAUAUCACGGCACUCGCCACAAUGUGGGAUUUGAGAUGAUUGAUCACAUUUCUAAAACAGCUGGCGUUGUGAUGAACACCAUACAGUCAAAGGCAUUGAUUGGAAUAGGUUCUUUUGGGGAAGUGCCAGUUUUGUUAGUGAAGCCUCAAACAUAUAUGAACUUUAGUGGAGAAUCUGUUGGACCAUUAGCUACAUACUAUCAAGUACCCUUGCGGCACAUCUUACUAGUUUAUGAUGAGAUGAGCCUUCCAAAUGGCGUCUUGAGACUUCAACAGAAAGGAGGACAUGGUCAUCACAAUGGAGUAAAAAGCGUGAUAGAUCACUUGGAUGGUUGUCGUAUUUUUCCACGGCUAUGCAUAGGCAUUGGAAAUCCUCCUGGUACAAUGGACAUGAAAGCUUUUCUAUUGCAGAAGUUCAGCAUAUCUGAGCGGAAGCAGGUUGAUGAAUCAUUGCUGCAAGGUGGAGAGGCUGUGAGGAAUCUAGUGAUUAAUGGAUUCAAUGGAAAUAUCAAUAGAUUUAAUCUGCAGCAGAAGUAUAAAUUCCAUAAAGUUUAAUAUCAAUUGUAUUCAUUCCUUGAUGUUUACAUUACAUAAUCAGUCUUCUUAGUUGAAAUCUUAAAAUGUUUUGUUUCUUGUAUUCAUUUUCAUGUAUACAAGCAAUUUUGUUUAAGCACUAGUAAUUAUUUACAUA